Messenger RNA from Drosophila ananassae, 813 nucleotides. RefSeq lists its product as uncharacterized. Lineage: Eukaryota; Metazoa; Arthropoda; Insecta; Diptera; Drosophilidae. The transcript is spliced from 4 exons. Bases 174 to 665 code for a protein of 163 amino acids. The record is from RefSeq and is a predicted model, not a curated record.
UUAUCCGGAAUGGCUCAUUCUACUUCUGAAACUCGUAUGGGAAGCACACGUUUGCUCUAAAAUUUCCAGUUUAAAUUUCCCAUUUAUUUUCCAUAAAAACACACUACAAAUAACUCUAAUUUCAAAAUUUCAAGUCGAUAUUUCGGUAUAAGUGUUCGAAAGAGUGAUCUGAAAUGUCGAGCUCGGCGAGAAGUGUGGUUGCUGUUCGGCAUGGGUCAGAAAUAGGAAGACAGCUUAGACAAUGGCCUAGGACAGGAUUGGCUUUAAGUUCGAAACCGGAACGAAUGGAUAUUAGAAAGGCGGCCCAGUUGGAUGAGUGGGGGCACGGGACACUGUCCAGGAUGAAGGCGGGUGACCGUGAGCCGACGGCCACUAGUCGAUCGGCGAGGCUGGACUACAUGGAGGAUGCGACUGCCAGGGCCAAGAUUCACAACAGUCGCUCCAUGACCACCUUUAAAAAGCGCAACCGUCGCUUAAUAACGGAUCCUUUCAAGCCCCACGCCAUUCCAAUCGGGAGGUCCUGGCCGGUUGCAUCGUAUAAAGCCAGGGAAAGCCAAUCGAAGAGCCUACGGAAUCAAAUGUCUAAGACUAAUAUCGCCCUGUACCAGAAGAUUGCCGAAAAGAAGCGUAUAACCCAAAGGCUUCUUGAUCUAUUUCUUAAUUGAUCUUUUUUUUUUUGGAGCCGUUCUUCGCUGACUUCGAAUACCACUCGCAUUUAUUCUGGAAUUUCGUAUUUCAUGUUUUUGAAACAUUGUUUUUUCGGUUUUCUACAUUUGUAACACAUUGCAAAUUUAUUUUUAAAUAGAAAACAUU